AUGAAUGAGCCCAACCAAACGAGGUUCGAUGUGCGAGUGGAUAAACGUACGCAGCAACUGCUUUAUUACGAAUGCGAAGUACUUCUCAUGAGCCAAACAUUUGUGAAGAAAUCAGAAGAAUUCAACAAUCAUCGCGCAGAUUCGUUGUUUGGGAAAAGUUUCAAAAAGCGACCCAUUCGAUGCACGGCGCGUCUGUUGAUCGAUCGGAUAAUGUUUGAGAGAAAAAAUAAGCUGGGUCCUAAACCAUUCAGGAAAAUGAUCACUUACAGGGAGAUUAAGUACUUUUUCUCAUCCAAAGAAAAUCCCGAAUUUUUUAUGUUCUGUUUGUUGGACGAAAAAACACAACGAAGGAGUUACGAAAUAUUCCACUGUGAGGAACUGGUCAAUGUGCACACUAUAUGCGCUUUCGUGUACAAUGCCGUGGAAGAUCCACAGUUCAUCGUUCGUGAGCAACCGUCUUUCCAUGAUACUUCUCUAUUCGUUGAUUCACUGGAAGCUGGCAACCCAAACGUAUCCAGUGACCGAACAGAAUCACCAUUUACAGAGAGGCAAAAUUUGAAAGUGCUAAAGAGAACCGAAUCGGUAAGGUCGCGCAGUUCAGGAGGCGGACUAUUUCGUAGGGAUACAAAAUCCGGUAAUGAAAACACCCGAGAGCUAUCGAAUCGCGGUUCAACAUCCUCUGAACAUGAGGAAAAUGAACACAAAUACCGAAAGCCUAGAGUACAAAGUUCAAACGACCGUAAUGUGUCCUUCAAGAUACAUUCAAAUAGACGUGCCAAUGAAAAAUCUGUCGAUGUUUAUAGAUUUUAUGACAACCAAGUUGGUUCUCCAGAUACAAAUUAUAUCCUAAAGCAUACCUCCGGCGGGCACUGCGACAUGUCAAACCAAACAACAGCCACCAGUCCAGUGUUGCGUUCUCGGUCUACAGAUAAUCGCAGCAAGAAAGAGGACAGCAAACGAAGAGAUGUUGACAGGCAAAUUGGGCGACGAACAUCCUCCUGUGAUGCAUCAGGGCAAUUCAAUUACAGAGUCCAAAGCCAUUAUCAUCCUCCAAAACCAUGGAAAAUGAAUCCUUGGAACACAAAUGGAAUCAUUCGGCUUCCUUCAGAUAUUGCUGGUUCUAGUAAUGUUGUUGCCUCCAGACGUAAACCAACUGAGUCUGAGCGUUACUUAACGUAUGCAACCUCGAGUAACUUGUACCAUUCGGGAUAUGCAAAAUCCGAGAUCAAUGGCCAACAUCGACUUGGAUCUUCUGUUUCAUCGUUGACAUCAUUUUAG
Messenger RNA from Dicrocoelium dendriticum, 1278 nucleotides. Lineage: Eukaryota; Metazoa; Platyhelminthes; Trematoda; Plagiorchiida; Dicrocoeliidae. The record is from the annotation of a GenBank genome assembly.